AUGUUUUCCCGGAUUCAAAGUCUGGGACUGGCCGCUGUCCUGGAGGAUUGUUCAAACCAACUGGACGUAUUGGGACUGACCCUGGCGGUGCAGAUGGACAAGCAGAGAGGCCCUGCAGCGGAACAGGAAAAAGACAGAUUGACCAAGCUGAGGAUAUGCUGUCAGUCCGUCUCGCAGCAGGUGUUUAAGCUGCAUUCGGAGCUGGAGGAGAAGCAGAGCUGCAGUUCUUUUUUGAAGGUGGUGGAAGAAGUGGAGCAGAGGAAGAAGGCUGAGGUCACGAGAAGAGAGGCAAAGCCAGAGCUGAAGCAAAGAACUCAAACUCUACAGAGACAGCAAGAAGAGUUACAUCAAAAAGAAAAGACACUGAAGGACAUGUCCCUUCUGUCCAGAGACCUGAAUGAUCAGCUGAAUGUGCAGUCAUCAAGGAAAAAGUUUGAGGAGAAAAUCAGGGUGCUGGAUAUACUGAGGGACGCCAAACUGGCUGAGGAGCUGGAGGACCAGCGCGAGCUGCUGCAGAUCAAGUUGAAGCAGGAGAAGGAUGUUCACGAAAGGUCUGUGAAAUUCCUUCAAAGUCGUCACAAGGAUUUGCAGCAGCAGCUGCAGCAGUUGCAGCAGAGCACUGGACCGAUGCUGCAGGAGAAGGAGCAAGAGCUCAACAGCCUGUGCUGCAAGAGAGCCGUGAAUUUGGACAGGCUGUCAGAGAUGAGGAGAAAGGUCAGGGAGAUGGAGCAGGUGGUGUUGGAGGAGCAGGAGGAGCUGAGGAAGCUGCGUCGACAGCAGGCGGAGGCCAGAGCUGCCACCAAGAUUCAGGCUUGGUGGAGAGGCUGCAUGGUCCGCCAGGGCCUCGGCAGUUUCAAAAAAGCAGACGACAAGAAAGGCAAGAAGAAAGGAAAGAAGACAAAGGAAGAGAAGAAGACGAAGAAGGCAGUAAAGAAGAAUAGGAACUGAGUACAUAAUACAAAUUAUGUAUUGUAUGAAAAAAUGUUUUUGUCAAUUCAAACAAGCAGUCUUUAACUAAAUAAAAAUAAUAAAUAAAUACAAUAAUCCAAAUAAAAUAUUUCAGGCAAACAAGAAAAGUAGUAAAGUAUUCUAUCAUAUAUAAACAUUUCAGCAGACAUAAUAAAAGCACCUUGAGUCAAAGUCCUAUUAUUCCAUAUCAUUAAUGCAAGAAAUAUAAAUGACUUCUGGCAAUCAAAACUACUAAGUACUGUUAAUGACCAAGGGCCAUACACUUAAAAACAUGUUAAUGCCUGUAUCAUGUCAUGAUAAGGCUUUCCGUCAGACUCACAGUACUUGAAUACAGAUAAUAUAAAAAUUCCACAUAAACUGUCUCUUUUAACAGAGUACAGCAGUAAGCGUAUCAAAGAGACGGGACUCAUCAAAACG
Molecule: messenger RNA, 1386 nt
Organism: Pseudoliparis swirei
Lineage: Eukaryota; Metazoa; Chordata; Actinopteri; Perciformes; Liparidae
Gene: drc9
Product: IQ motif containing G
Exons: 9
Coding region: 1-948 (315 amino acids)
Biological process (GO): cilium organization
Cellular component (GO): motile cilium; cytoplasm
Molecular function (GO): protein binding
Source: RefSeq, a predicted model, not a curated record